GAAAGAAAGAAAGAAAGAAAGAAAGAAAGAAAGAAAGAAAGAAAGAAAGAAAGGAUUUUGUAUUGGUAGAGUAAAUUAUGUGUCACCUGGAAGCGGUGAAUUUUUUUAUGUGCGAUGCCUUAUGAAUGUGGUUCGUGGAGCCACAUGUUAUGAAGAUCUUAAAAAGUUGGAUGGUCUGCAAUAUCUGACUUACCGUGACGCAUGUUAUGCUCGGGGGUUACUUGACGAUGAUAGGGAAUACAUAGAUGCAAUUGACGAGUCAAGUCACUCAGCUUCUGCGCAUUUACUCAGAUAUCUAUUUGCAACAACCUUAACAUCCGGUUGUGCAUCGCGUCCGGAACACAUUUGGGAAAAAUGUUGGAUAUUUUUUUCAUACGACAUUCUAUAUAGACAACGUCGUUUGAUGCAAUACCCAGAUUUGACACUGACGGAUGAAGAGAUAAAAAAUCUCACAAUUAUUGAGAUCAAGCAUUUGUUGCAAAAUUAUGGAAGAAGUUUGAGGGAUUAUCAUCCGAUGCCAUUUCCACGUGGUCAUCUCACUCCCAGAACAAUCAAUAGGCUAAUGGCUGAAGAGUUACGAUACAACAAAGAAGAAAUGAAAAACCUUCAUGAUAGCCUUAUCAGCAAACUAAC
Molecule: messenger RNA, 633 nt
Organism: Cuscuta epithymum
Lineage: Eukaryota; Viridiplantae; Streptophyta; Magnoliopsida; Solanales; Convolvulaceae
Source: the annotation of a GenBank genome assembly